CGUAACCGUAGAAUACAGCCCCACCGGUUCCGUGCUCGACGUGCUAGCGCUGUAAACCGGAACGAGGAGGGGACCACGGUCUUACGCAAUUGCGCCGCACGACGCCCGGUCCGGUGCGAUCGCGCAAAUCGAUCUUAUCUCGUCCUCUGAAAGGUUCAGCCUCCCCCCCUGGAAAAGGAAAACAUUUGCCUCCAUGUAACAGUGUAACAGUGAUGCGUGUGGUUUGGGUGACAGUGCGAUCGUUCCGGUAACCGCUGUUUGGUUUGGUCGCGUGGGAGCGUCACAUGGCGGUGGAACACGGUGUGCCUAGGAGAUAGCUCGUAAUUGCUCAUUGAUUGCUCCAUCGGGAAGAGGUCAUCGACGGACGGUCGGACGGGCAGGCCGCCACCACGCCCCUUAAAGCAGAAGCCUUUUUCGGUUUUUGCCAUCAGCAAUCAGUGGUGGACACCAGUGCGUCCCGUGGCAAUGUAGCUGCAUUAUUGCGUCUCGUGUGAAUUAGUUUCUGUGUUCUUUUUUUGUUUGUUCAACGCGUGGCGGACCCGCGGAUCACACUGUGAUCGGAAAGAAGAAGAAGACGACGAAGAAAACAGAAAAGAGUUGCCGGAAAAUUGGGAUCCAUUUCACGACCACAGCAUCUUGGUCGCCUCUUCAAUCAACCAACCGAAUAAGGACGCAACAGCGACGUAAUCCUUUCUUCUCGUGCGUGCCGAGUGUGUGCAGUUGGCUGUGGUGGUUGCAGCUUUUCACUUUCGCCAAGUGUACCAUAUGCAUGCUGCUUGGCCGCGAAGUGUUGGCCGCGUGUGAGGAAAGUGUCGUCACUAAAACCGAAGGCUCUCCGCGAUCCCACAAUCCCCGAUCACAACAUACAAACAAACAACGCGGAAAUGGUGAUGGUUGCUGUGCGGCUGCUCCGCUGGAUUCCGAUCUGCACGGUGCUGGUUGCAAUACAAGAAUGGCACCGGACGCUCGCCCUGCGGCUGACGAAUAUGAACGUCCCGGAGGUGGUCGACUACCGUGACACGGUCACCCUUUCCUGUAGCUACGAUCUCGGCCUGCACCAGCUGAACUCGGUCAAAUGGUACAAGGGCAACCAGGAGUUUUACCGGUAUGCCCCGAUGCUGACACCCAAGGUAACGGUGUACCCGGUCGAUGGGAUUGCCAUCGCGACGGACCGGCCAACCAUCUGCAACCAGUACCUCUGCUCGAUUCGGCUAACGGGGCUGGGGCGCCGGUCCAGUGGUGAGUACCGGUGCGAGAUAUCGGGCGAUGCGCCCGAAUUCAAGCUGGCGAACGGGACGCACAACAUGACGGUCGAGGCACUGCCGAUCGAGGACCCAACCAUCAGUGGGCUCAGCUCGAGCUAUCUACCGCACGAGCACAUCCUGGCGAACUGCACCUCGGACCGGUCCAGCUUGCCGGUACGGUUGCUGUGGUUCAUCAACGGUCGCACGGUCCCGAUGGAGUAUCUCCAGCAGCAGCAGGAGACGACACUCGAGAGCGAUUCGUUCCACCUGCGGUAUCGCACCCUGGAGAUGCGGGUACCGAUCGAUCGGUUGGUGCAGCGCGAGCUAGACAACGCCAUCCAUAUCAAGUGUGUCGCGACGGUCGACCUGGUACCGGGGGCCAGCCGGGAGGCGAAAGCGGUGAUAGCGCUCCGCAGUCACCGAUCGUCGCUGUUCGGCUUCGGUGGUGGUGGUGGUGGUGCUGGUGGCCAUCACAGUAAUGCUGCCGGGGCCGUUGUCGCUACCACCACUGCCACUGCCACCGGUCGAAGCCGGCUGCUGCUGGUGCUACUCAGUGCUCAAUUCAUCAUGAUGUGGGUAGGAUUUCCGGUGCCCGGUUCGCUCCCCGAUUCCAGUGGUCACUCACUUUGAGCCAUCAUUGCGCACGUGGUGCAGUGUGGCGGUUGUUUUUUGUAACGCAGAUCGCGCCAGCCAGCCAACCACGAUCGAGGCCACGUUCUGACUGAGUCCACUCUAUCCGGGGAUGUAUGUUCGUUAAAUUAUGAGAGAAAAAGCUUGCAAAAGAGAGUGCAGGGCCACUAGGGUUAGCACGCGGUUUGGUGUGCAAUCACGGUUGCGUUUGGCUGCGUUUUAUGUUCCUUUUCUUUCCUAGCUACCACCAAAACUGGUGUCGCGCGGGUUAAUCGCUCUUUGCGGGAUCGAAAUCGAAGUAGCAACAGGUUACUAUGCGCUUCCUUCGCACUAAAGAUGAUGCGUUGCAGCAAUUCGUUUAAAAGAAGGACAGAGACGUAGAGGCAAAGAAAGGGAGAGAGCGAGCUAGAAAAGUGAAAGAGCAUUGAAAUGAUUGUAAAUAUUGUGUACCACCCCCGCCAUUCGAUUAUCACACGAUGAUGCUGUUCCGGGGUUUGGCGGCAGGAUACUCGAGCAGCAGAAGCAGCAGGAGCAGCAGGAGCAGGAAAAAGGGAGAAACACACAGCUAAUAUCGUGGUGCCUGCGACCCGAGAUGCAGAUCAGAGUGGCAGAAAAUAAAAACCAAACCAAAACCCCACACCCGGUAGGUGCGACACCUAGCCGCACCACCCGCAGUGAAGAGGAAGGUCUCCGGAGCGUCGUGGAGUGAAAUGUGAGAAGUGUGUGCGUGCGAGAAGAUCAGCGGAGCGGUGCUGUCUGGAAUGCUGUGGCAAUUUUUAUGGCCAAA
Molecule: messenger RNA, 2661 nt
Organism: Anopheles aquasalis
Lineage: Eukaryota; Metazoa; Arthropoda; Insecta; Diptera; Culicidae
Source: RefSeq, a predicted model, not a curated record